GACCGCCCACUUCCCCCCCAGAGGCGACGUUAACUUGCAGGCAGCCAGGCAAGCAGGCAGGCAGGAAGGCAGGAAAGGCUUCAAGAGUGACAAGUUUGCGGCAUAUCGAGAGUGCGCGGCGCUCCUGUGCUUCACUUUCACGGAGAAAAACAACGGACCGGUAACCUCACCGACCUCCACUUCUUAAGCGGAGCUCCCCUUUCCCCCGAAAAUCACGGUAACUCCGCGAAGCAUGCGUGGAUGCUAAAAGCGCUCCCGCCCAACGCUGAGCUGCCUUCCGCCAGAGCCACCCCACCGACCGACGUCCCGUCCUCUAGUGAGACUCGCACAACCUCCCGCACUAUGUCAACUAUGGUGGAGGCCAACGUGCCGGUCGCCGCCGCCGCCGACCCGACUGCGACGUCGCCACCCGCCAUCUCGACCUCCAGCUCCCCUCCUGCCUCACCUGCGACGGCGGGAUCCAAGGUGCCGUUCAAGAAAGACAAGAAGAAAGUUCCGGACAAAACAGACGAGUACCUGCUGGCCAGGUUUCGAGGGGACGGCGUGAGGUACAAAGCCAAACUGAUCGGAAUCGACGAUGUACCCGAGGCCCGAGGAGACAAAAUGUGCCAGGACUCCAUGAUGAAGCUGAAGGGAAUGGCGGUCGCCGCUCGCUCACAAGGGAAACACAAACAGCGGAUUUGGGUCACUAUAUCCAUGUCUGGCAUCAAAAUCAUUGAUGAGAAAUCAGGAGUGAUUGAGCACGAGCACCCGGUGAGCAAGAUUUCCUUCAUCGCCAGGGACGUGACAGACAACCGGGCCUUUGGCUACGUGUGCGGAGCCGAGGGCCAGCAUCAGUUCUUCGCCAUCAAGACGGCACAGCAGGCGGAGCCGCUUGUCUUGGACCUGAAGGAUCUCUUCCAAGUCAUCUUCAACGCGAGGAAGAAAGAGGCUGAGGCCUCCCAGAAGGGAGAAAAUGGCAGCACGGUUGUUGAGAAUGGAAGUAAUGCUGUGCAGGUAAAAAACACUCAACCAGUGGACUUGUUCGGGGACAUGUCGACCCCCCCGGACAUCCAGGCCCCGAACGACUCUAAUGAUAUUCUCUUGCUGGACUUGUCCUCUGAAGUCGACAGCAAUCAGAAUUGCAUAAAGGGAACGCUUUUAACUUCCUGUGCCGCCGACCACAGGGCGCCGCCCCAGACAGAGAAUCCCUUCUGCUCGCCGUUCGGCUACUUUCCAACCCCGGACAGCGACCCUUUCAGAGACGAUCCUCUGUCCAAAACGCCCCGUCCCGACAACGGCCCCGUCGUCUGUGCUAGGACGGCCGUUAGCGACCCUUUGAACGGGAACUCUGAACAUCUCGGCCAGCAGAUGUUGGGCUUAACCAGUAAGAACAUGAUCCUCGCUCUCAGUAACGGCCAGUGGCCACUAGGGGGCAAAAUAACACACGGCGGCAUGAUGGACGGCAGCGAGUCGGGAUCGGGCCAAAACCCCUUUUUUGAUUCGAACGGGGCGAGCCACCAAGAGAUUGCGAGCAAGGACUCUGUGGUUCUAAACCCGCCUCCGCAGAGCUCGAAGGCCGGACGAGGUCGGAGGAGUCAGAAGUCUGCUGCAAGUGACUUGUUCGGAGCCGAUCUGUUUGCUGCUCCUGAAGGCUCGUCAGCUGGGGGCGACCUGUUCAACAACACGUCGCAGUCCUCCAUCGCGGCUUUGGGAGAUCUUCAGUUAGGUCCACCAGCCAAUACCGGCAUUACCACUGCGGGCAUGUGGGCAACCUCCACCGUACCCCCCUCCAUGUACGCACCCCCUACGUCCGCCUACCCGCAGCCGUCUGCUUUUGGUGGUCUUCCCAUUCCCCCCAACGCCUGGGGCCAGCAGGUGCCUCCUCAGUUCGGCGCCCCGCAUCUCGGCUGGGGCCAGCCUGCGCCGCCGGCCGGGGUUUGGGUCCACCCGGCCGCCACCAACCCCUUCCAGCCCAGCCCUUUCUGCGGCCUGGGUGACCAGCAAGGUCCGUCCCGCCCGCCUCCCCGGCCGCCUGUGAAAGAGGCCCCACCUAAGCCGGAGAAAAACGCCUUCACCGCUUUGGACCCCCUUGGCGACAAAGAGAAGAAGACCGGCAAAGAGAUGUUCAAGGACUUCCAGCUCGCCAAGCCGCCCGCCAUCCCCGCUCGGAAAGGCGAGCAGGCUCCGGCUUCAGAAUCGGGGGGUUUCGACCAGUACUUCUCCAAUAAAGUGGGUUUGGCUCAAGACACCGCUGACAACGAUGACUUUGACAUCAACGCAAUGUCGGCGGCACUCUACGACGCACCAGCUCCGAGUGUUAACGCCCUGGGCCUCCUCGAUGCCGCCUUCUCUUCAAACAGCUCCGCACCGGCACAAGGCCACAGUCUGGACAAGUUCGAUGAAGCAUUUGGAGCCCCUGACACGACUCUAUUUGGGAGCCCACCUGUUCCAAUGCAGACUGCACCUGUUGCUCAGAACUCAACGAGUGCCUUCGGAGAUCCCUUUGGAAAUCCCUUCGCUUGACCUUCCGAUCCUCAAAUGGACAUUCCAUGAAGUGACAUCAUCUCUGGGACAAAUCGCUGCAAGACAAUCAAAAAAACAAUGGCCUCCGUCCAGCCUUCUACAGCGCUGUCUCUAUUUGCUCUGUCUGAUUCGUCAUUCCCCUAUUUUCGAAGAGCAUUGAUCCAACUCGUGUUACGUCAUGAUCUGCUGAAAAGAGAAAUGGCAAAAAAAAAAAACUUUA
Molecule: messenger RNA, 2725 nt
Organism: Syngnathus acus (greater pipefish)
Lineage: Eukaryota; Metazoa; Chordata; Actinopteri; Syngnathiformes; Syngnathidae
Gene: dab2
Product: DAB adaptor protein 2
Exons: 15
Coding region: 241-2505 (754 amino acids)
Biological process (GO): positive regulation of endocytosis; negative regulation of canonical Wnt signaling pathway; receptor-mediated endocytosis
Cellular component (GO): plasma membrane
Source: RefSeq, a predicted model, not a curated record